Messenger RNA from Cyprinodon tularosa, 4906 nucleotides. RefSeq names its product ubiquitination factor E4A (UFD2 homolog, yeast) (gene ube4a). Gene Ontology annotation, molecular function: ubiquitin-ubiquitin ligase activity. Gene Ontology annotation, cellular component: nucleus; cytoplasm; ubiquitin ligase complex. The transcript is spliced from 19 exons. Lineage: Eukaryota; Metazoa; Chordata; Actinopteri; Cyprinodontiformes; Cyprinodontidae. Gene Ontology annotation, biological process: protein polyubiquitination. The coding region runs from base 1 to 3234 and encodes 1077 amino acids. The record is from RefSeq and is a predicted model, not a curated record.
AUGACUGACCAGGGCAACAAUAAUCACAACAUCUCCUGCAACCCCUUUGCUGCCCUCUUUAGCUCACUGGCUGAUGCCAAGCAGUUUGCAUCAAGCCAAAAACCACAACAGCAGUCUGCUCAACCGCCCUCGGAGGACUCUGGAGACAGCCAGUCAGAGUCUGAGAAUUCUGUCUCUGACAGUGUCGACGACAACGAUGACUCCGUGGCAGAGAUCAGCCGCUCCUUCCGGUCCCGGCAGGAGCUCUGUGAGCAGCUCAAUGUCAACCACAUGAUCCAGAGGAUAUUUUUAAUCACUCUCGAUAACAGUGAUCCCAGUCUGAGAGGAGGUAAUGGGAUCCCUCCUCGGUGUGUUUACUUGGAAGAAAUGGCUGCAGAUCUGGAUGGUCAGGACUGGCUGGACAUGGACAACAUAGAGCAGGCUGUGUUUAACCGCCUGUUGCUAUUAGAACCAGGAAACCAUCUCAUUUACAUGACAUCCUGCAGUGCAGUGAACCUCUCUGCUGACCGGGAUGCAGGAGAAAAAUGUGCCAUCCCUUACCUUUUUGCUUGUUACCAGAGAGCCAAGGAGGAGUUGACAAAGGUUCCUGAAAAGUUACAUUCAUUUGCUGUCCGCUGCAAGAACCUGACUGUGUCCAACGGGCGAACUGUUCUGCUCACUCCAGAGAUCUACGUCAAUCAGAAUAUCUAUGAGCAGCUGCUCGACCUGCUGCUCCAAGGUUUCACUGCAGCACGGCCCGAGGAGGUGGUUGAGUUUGUAGAAGAGGUCAUUGCAGGUCUGCUGUCAGACCAGGAGGUGCGUACCUUUGAGGAGGUGAUAGUCCCAGUCUUUGAUAUCUUCCAGGGGCGCAUUAAAGACUUGGACCUCUGCCAGCCUCUGCUCUACUUCUAUCUGGAUGUCCUCCUUUAUUUUAGCCACAAUAAGGAUAUUGCAAAGGUGUUGAUGGAGCACAUACAACCCAAAGACCCAGCUAAUGGUCUGCAUUACCAGAAGAGCCUGCUGGGGAUGGUUUUGAAUAUAUCCUGCUUGCUGAAAACCCCAGGCGUUGUAGAGGGGCAUGGCUACUUCCUGAACCCUUCUCGCUCCAGUGGCCAGGAGACAAAGGUCCAGGAGGCCAACAUUCACCAGUUCAUGGGUCAAUAUCACGAGAAACUGCACCAGAUCAUGAAAACCCUCCUGCAGCGGUCUGCCGAAACACGCCACUUGCUGCUCACCUGGCUCGGCAACUGUCUGCAGGCCAAUGCAGGCCGAGCUAAGAUCUGGGCCAACCAGAUGCCAGAGAUCUUCUUCCAAAUGUAUGCCUCGGAUGCAUUUUUCCUCAACCUGGGCGCUGUUCUCCUGAAACUCUGCCAGCCUUUCUGCAAGCCUCAUUCAUCUAAGCUGCUCACUUUUAACCCCACUUACUGCGCGCACAAAGAUGUGAGCGAAGAAGAGCGGCGAAACCGCAACAUCCACGCAAGAGGUCUCGACAAGGAGACCUGCCUGAUCCCAUUGCCUCCUCAGCACCAGGUUGAGUUUGCACAAUCCUACAGCCUACUGACUGAAAACCUCAUCUUCACACAGCUCACUCUGCAUCUUGGCUUUCACAGACUGCAUGAGCAGAUGGUCAAGAUGAACCAGUCUCUCCACCGGCUCCAGGUGACAUGGCAGGAUGCCCAGCGAGCUGGCAGCCCCAUGUCAGAGCAGCUCUUGGAGCAGUUUGAGCGUCUGAUGAUGGUUUAUCUGUCAACCAAAGCUGCCACUACACAGCCCGUCAUGCUGCAAUGCUGCCUUAACCUCCAAGCUUCCACUGCUGCUCUGCUAGUUCAGCUUAGCAUGGGAAACCAGGGGCCCGAACAUGUAGCACUCAGCUUUCCUCUGGCAUCCCUGCACAGCUCCAUGCUCUGCUAUGUACCUGAGUUUUUUGCUGAAAACAUGGGAGACUUCUUCAUCUUCCUGCGACGCUUUGCGGACGAUGUCUUGGAGACGUCUGCAGAAAGUCUUGAGCAGAUCCUUAACUUCAUAACAGUCUUCAUGGGAAACGUUGAGAGGAUGAAGAAUCCUCAUUUAAGAGCAAAGCUAGCAGAGGUGUUAGAAGCUGUGAUGCCUCACAUGGAGCCCCUGGCUCCUGGUGCUGCUCAGCCAAUCGUUUUCCAGAGAGAGAGAGUCUUCUGCUCCUAUGUUCAUGCACCUCAGCUGGCUGAGGCCCUCAUCACUGUGUUUGUUGACAUUGAAUUUACAGGCGAUCCUCAUCAGUUUGAACAGAAAUUCAACUACAGGAGACCCAUGUAUCCGAUUCUGAAGUACAUGUGGGGCAAAGAGAGCUAUAGAGAGAGCAUUAAGCAUUUAGCAAACUAUGCAUCUGAGAACCUGGAGGCCAUGAACCCCCCUCUGUUCCUCCGGUUUCUCAACCUGCUGAUGAAUGAUGCCAUCUUCUUACUGGAUGAGGCCAUUCAGUACUUAAGUAAAAUUAAGAUUCUGCAGCUGGAGCGUGACAGAGGGGAGUGGGAGAACCUGGCCCCUGAUGCCAGAAGAGAAAAAGAGUCGAGUUUGCAGAUGUUCGGACAACUGGGGCGCUUCCAUAACAUCAUGUCCAAUGAGACUAUUGGCACACUGGCCUUUCUGACCUCAGAAAUCAAGGGUAUCUUUGUGCACCCGUUUCUGGCUGAGAGAAUCAUCUCCAUGCUGAACUACUUUCUGCAGCACCUGGUUGGUCCAAAAAUGGGUGCACUUAAAGUCAAGGACUUCAGUGAGUUCGACUUUAAGCCGCAGCAGCUCGUUUCUGACAUCUGCACGAUCUACCUAAACCUGGGUGAUGAGGAGAACUUCUGUGCCACUGUCCCAAAGGAUGGACGCUCAUACUCGCCUACACUCUUCUCCCAGACUGUUCGUGUGCUAAAGAAGAUCAACAAGCCCGGCGACAUGAUUGUGGCGUUCGGCCUCCUUGCAGAUAAAAUUAAGUCCCAUGCUGAUAGGCAGCAGCAAGAAGAGGAAACCUAUGCUGAUGCCCCAGAUGAAUUCUUGGACCCUAUUAUGUCCACCCUGAUGUUGGAUCCUGUCCUCCUCCCCUCUUCCAAUGUAACUGUUGAUCGAUCCACCAUUGCAAGACAUCUCCUCAGUGACCAAACAGACCCUUUCAACCGCAGUCCUCUCACCAUGGACCAGAUCAAGCCGAACGAGGACCUCAAACAGCAGAUCUUACAGUGGUUGGAACAGCAUCGGCAGGACAGGCAGCAGCUGGGAUCCAGCGGCUAGUAGUCCCAGACUUUCGGCUGUGAAGAUCAUUGACUCUUCUUCUACUAUUGUUUUUGCUCCUUUGCUUCAGUGGCAAAUCCAUACUUACCUCUGUGGAUUUAUUCUUACUUCUCUGCUCUAGCUGCUUUUGAAUUAGCCCCUUCUGACAAGCAUCCUUUUUAAUUGUAACUCUCUGUGAAAACAGUCCAUGCAAAUUUUUACUUUAAUUGUAGCUGUGUUCCUCACAUAGUGCCCAGUUGGGGUAGCCCCUUGCAGGAUGAUGCAGCUCCUGCUUGUACGGCAACCGCAGUGGGAUUCAGAGCCAGAAGCAUCCGUUCAGGGUGAACUCCCAUCUAACUUUUGUAUUAUGUAGGGUAGGUGUCUUAGGGCAAGUCAUGGGUUAAAAUACUGAUGAAAGUGUUUGGAUGAAGAAUAUACUAUGUUCUGCCUUUAAACGUUCACAAAUACUACAUAUAAUUGAUCUGUUGGCUAAAUCUUAGCAGGCUCAUUGUGCUCAAAAUUAGCUUAAGUCAAACAUAAUUUAGAUAUUUUUGAAUAAAAACAGUCCGGUUUAACUUCUUUGAUGUUAAAGACCUUAAAACAUUGUAUUUAGAUUUUAAAACCAUACAUUAAUUAAAUCAAGCUUACAGAAACUCAAAAGGUGGUCAAAUCAAUUGACACAGAUUUAGCUCAUGAACCAUUAGGACUCUCUCAGAUUCACUGAUUCACAAGAAAUACACUGUACCCUCGUAACCACACCCAAAAAAUCCAACAAAAAGUGUGUUUCCUGUUGGAUGAGAGGAAUUCAACUAUUUUAAGUCAUAUGAAGAGAACCAAAAAUAAUAAAUUACAAAUGCAUGGAUUUUUCAUAACUAGUAGAUUUAUAGAUUCCUAAUUAUGUAAACUGAAAAUGUAGCGGCUUCUUACAGCAGUUGCAAAUGCGACCUGAUGGUGUUGUUACAAAUCUUAAACUGGAAUUAUUGACAGCAAUUAAACCUCUUGGAUUUUCAGAGCUUUUGCAAGCUUCCCAAGACAAUUUGACUGCCUGACUUUUUAUCAUAAAUUAUGGAUCAUUUUCAGAGAGGGGUUAGGCUCCUCCUCAGGUCCUCUUGAUCCAAACAGAUGAGAACAUUUAACAACAUUUAUGUAACAGAGUCCAUCUGUCUGUGUUAUUUGUUUCACUGGACUUGACUGGACUCAAGUUGAAGUUAAUUACCUUCACAAUCACUUUAAUCUGGAUAAAAAAAGCAACUAAAAUUGUUAUAGUUACCUUGGAGGAUGUAAAACAUAUAAAAGCACUUGCCAGCUCACUGGUGGAUCCUAAUUAAGCAUUUUAGUGUAGAGGAUUAACGUGUAGGUUGCCGGUUGACCACUAGAAUUGAUGCUGAAAACCCAGAGCCUUGCUUUAAAUGUCAGCAGUUUAGUUUUACUCCUUUAAACACACUCACACUAAUUAGUUUCUGUAAAAUUAAGCAGCUUUGUAGAAGACUUGUAAAAUUGAAAUCGAAGAGGUUCACCUUAAAUAAGAGUUAUUCAAAUUUGAGGAGAGGAUUUAUUAGCAUGCUCUGAUUUCGAUUUAAUUUUUAACCAUCUUAAUCAUCUCAUUUGAAUUACAAUGCAAUGUUUUUGUUUGAAUUGUGACUAAAAGAUUAUUUUGGAUGUACAGUAUGAAUAAUAAAACUUAUAUAAAUUA